AUGAUUGAUUUUAGAUUGGAACAAUCGAAAAAUCAUUAUCAACAUCGAGACGGUCGAAAUAUAAGAAGACAUUUUGCUGAAGCGAUCUCUAGUGAUUGGAGACAGGCCAAUCGACUAGGAAAACAAGAGAUGGUAAGUGCUUUUCGAUAUGAAUCUCGAAAUACAGACAAUCAAAUACGUAAAAAAAUAGAGAACCAGCUGAUCUGGCAUACCUUCAUGCCGAAUAUCAAAAUUUGACGAGAAUUUGAAUAUCAAAAUUUGAUUAAGUUUUGAAUUUUUCAUGAAAAAUUGGCAGUAGUUUUCGAGCUGAAAUACAUGAAAUUCAUGGUUUUCAUCUCGAAAACUAGCAAAACCGUGGUUUUUCUCUCGAAAAUCCCUGAAAAUCGCGAUUUUCCAGCUGAAAAUUGUGAUUUCCAAGGAUUUUGGGCAGAAAAUCUGAAAUUUGGCUUGAAUUUUGAAAGUUUGUCUUGAAAUUCACGUUUUUGGAAGAAAUCGGUUACUAACAUUAAGACUGAGCCUAAGCCUGAAGUGAUGUUGAAAUUUUGAGAUAAUUCUUAACUGUCAACAUCAUGUUCAAGUUUAGACUUAGGCUUAGCAAACCCCCUAGAAAGUUGCGAUUUGUCCCGGAAAAACAUGAAUUCCAAGAAAAUUUUCAAAUUUCAAGCCGAUUUUCAGAUUUUCUGCCCAAAAUCCUUGGAAAUCACAAUUUUUAGCUGAGAAAUCGUGAUGUUCAAGGAUUUUCAGCCAAAAAGCUGAAAGUUUCAGCCAAAAUCUGGAAUUUCAGCCCAAAAUUAAGAAAAUUUGGAAUUUACAGCUUUUCCUUGACCCGGAACCUUGAAUUUUCAAAUUUCAAGGUUUCGAGCGAGGGAAAAGCUGAAUUUUCAGCCAAAUUUCUAGAAAAAUCUAAGUUUUGGGCCAAAUUACGCCGAAUUUUUCGAAAAAAUCUGUAAUUCCGGGUCCUGAGUCCGGUUUUCAACAAAAAUCGGAAUUUUUGACAAAAAAUUGGGAAAAAUUUGAAAUUUCAGCCAAAUUUCUAGAAAAAUUCAAAUUUUGGGCCACAUUUCAAUAAAAAGGCCAAAUUUUUUGAAAAAGUCUGUCAUUUUGGGCCCUGCGUCUGAAAUUCAUCAAAAAAAGCCCAAAUGUCGGGCUCUCUAGGCUAAAUUUUGAGAAAAAGCCCAGAUUUCAGGCCUUAAAUCAGAAAUCUAAGGAUUCAGGCCUGAAAAUUAAGAAAAAGCCCAAAACUCAAGAAAAUAUCAAUUUUCAACCAAAAAUUCCCAAAAUUUAUCAAAUUUCAAUUUUUUUUUCCAGAAAUUGGCAAUAUUCGAGCAAAAAAUUGACAAUUCGAGGAUAAAAAGGUCAGUUUUUUUUCGAAUUUUCAUAAAAAUAUCAAAAUUUCGCGGCAUUUUAAGUUUAGCAAAGUUUCUUGAUUUUUAGGCUUAGGCUUAGUUAGAGCUUAGGAAAAACUGCAAAAUUUUCAAGAAACUCGCGCGGUUUUUGUUUUUGAAACAUCUCGCUCUGAAAAUCGGCUUACGGAAACAUUUCGACCUGUAGUUCCAGAUUCUGAAAUGUUUCACACCAAGCCUGUUUCUGGGUUGCUGACCAUUUAACUUUUUUUCGAACAUUUUCGCAAAAAUAGUGGACACGUUUUUGUUAACUUAUCCUCAAUUUUCUUUCAUUUCGAAAUGUAUUCAAAAAUGAGCACCGAGUUUGAAGCACGAAUCAACAAAGCUCAAAUUAGUUCUAUUAUUAGAAAAUUAGCCUAGAUGAGCCGAGUUUUACUAAAAUUAUUAGAGUAUAGGAAGAUUAUGAAAGUUCAUAUCUUACAAUUCGCAGAUGUGUUUCGCUAUGUUUUUUACCAAUAUGUACCUACAUUUGAAUAUCAUUUUUCAGAUUUCCUCCAAUGCGACACAAGAUAUUCAAUCAACAACAAGCUGCCGCGGAGCCAAAAAUGAUAAUUAUUAUUAUAACUUCUGUAUUUAG
Messenger RNA from Caenorhabditis angaria, 1980 nucleotides. The record is from the annotation of a GenBank genome assembly. NCBI's taxonomy places the organism in Eukaryota, Metazoa, Nematoda, Chromadorea, Rhabditida, Rhabditidae.